Molecule: messenger RNA, 3057 nt
Organism: Macrosteles quadrilineatus (aster leafhopper)
Lineage: Eukaryota; Metazoa; Arthropoda; Insecta; Hemiptera; Cicadellidae
Exons: 4
Coding region: 175-876 (233 amino acids)
Source: RefSeq, a predicted model, not a curated record
GUGGCGAUGCUGAUGUCACUUCACUUGACUCUGUCGUCUGUGGUCGGCCUCGGUGCACCAGUGGUGUUGCUUGAGCGUAUCGCGCCGGAAGUUGACCUUAGGGUAGGAACGAAUGGGUUUCCGCAAGUUUUUCACUAACGCGACGUCCUCCAAAGUAGGCGCAGUGGAGCUACGAUGUGUUUCACUAUUUACAGGAUGGUGUUGAUUCUACCGGAGCACUCUCAGCGCCCCUACCGCUAUGGCAUGACUCUGCUGUGCAUCGGAGCCAUGUUCAACUGGCUGGGUCUAGCAGAUAACAAUGCUGAGCCUGUCAGAUACAUCGGUGUCACUCUCAUAGCCGCUGGGGCGAUGCUCAUCUGUCUGGCGAUGUGCUUCUGGAUGAAGGCCACGCACGACCCCCAGGUGGCAGCUCUGCAGGCGGAGCAAGAUGCAAUGCACCACAUAGUGACGAUACAUAGAGGAGACUCGACAAUAGAGAAACCCCCGGACUAUGACACGGUGACUGGGGCCGCGCCUCCUAGUUAUGAGGAUGCCAUCAAACUCAACCCCGCACACCUGCUGCAUGACAGCACUAGAGGUGUAGAGGUGGUCUUAAAACCUGAGCAAGAGGGGCAAUCAACCAGCACUGGAUCUUCAACAGAGCCCGUCAUAGUCAGCCACUCAUCUGAGUGUCAAGUAGAUGUCAGCAAAGUGGAGAGUAGCAGUUCUGAUGAGGGCUCCUCCACAGACAACUUUGGAACCAAAGUACUAAGGAUAAGUAGAAAGUUUCUCCAGCGCUCAAGAAGUUCUCAAGAUGUUGAAAGUGAGUGUAGACCUACAGAGACUUCAGACAACACUGCCAAUCAGUCACUCGACGUUGACGUUUCCAUAAGAUGAACCAGACUGAUACUCGGUUCAGUUAAUCCUACCACUGGUCAUAAGUUCAGUGUUCCUUGUGAUAUAGUCAUUAGUCAUAACUUUAGAUGGAAGCCCGGGAGAAAACCUCAUCUAACUGAAUGAUAACACUAUGUCUUCAGUAAAAACAAUUGAGAUUACUGACUUUAGAUUAUCAAACAAUUUUAUAGGCUUUUUUGAAUGUGAGACUAGUUAAAUUAAUUUAAUAGAUAUAUACUGAGACGUAAAACAACAAAUAAUAAUGUAGUGAAGACAAAGAAGAAAAGUAAUAAAAAAUUACAAUGAAGUGUUGACAAUGGAUACCCCCUGAAGAAGAAGAUUUACCUUGAAACCCUUUUUGAAGAAAUUGAGGUUUUAGCCACGGUUAAACUUCUCUGAGACUAUACCUCAAGAUAUAGCCUGACAUUAAUUCAAAACAACAAAAUCUCAAAUCUGUAACCACAAUGUUAUUUUGGAUAUCAGACCAUACAUAUAUGCCAAGAAGACUUGCUUUACUUUCAAGGUUGAUAGCUCUAGUAUUGUUCUAAAAUAUUUUAUAAUUUCCCAAUUGAUAGUGAAGACUCCAGGUUUUAUUUACAAAUUAUUAUUAGACUAAUCCUGAUUCAAACUUAGACAUACAUUAUUUUGAACAAUUUAUGACCAAGGCUGGUAAAACUAAAGAAGGUUUCAAGCUAAAUUCACCUAACUUUUUAAAUAUUUACCCAUCAUAGAAUUAAUUUAUUAAGCCUAGUUGCUAUUGAAAUACAUUUUUGAUUGAUGUUUUAUAACUAUCAAAUUUAGCUUGAAUAGAAACUUACAUGUUUUAUAUAGGCUAACUGUUAGAAGCUUAGAGGGUACUAACAUGCUGAAAGUGGCAAAUACAUCACUUUGUCUCCAGUAAUGUUAUCGUUAUGGAGAACUAGCAGAAAAGGAGAGUGCCCGGGGUUGGUGUAUUGUAAAUUGUUUGAUUAAACAUUCACUUUAGUACAGAUGAAUAAUUGUAAAUUAUUUCAUCUAUGCUAUUAGCAAACCUAUGAAAUGUUAUUCAAAAAAAUGUUGUGUCUUACUUGAUGCAACCAAAGUUAAACACUCUUGUAUCGUAUUUGUAAUCUAAUUGGAAUGUAAAUUUAUGUAGAUAACAAAUAUUUUCUGAUGACAAUUAAAUAUGCAAAUUCUCUUGGUAUGUUUAACUGGUACAAUUUAUAAUAUAUUUUAAGACAUUGACUAUAGCAAAAAUUACAUUACCUUUAUACAUAAUGUAUCAUAAUUAUAUUAAUAUUAUAAUGCUAUCUAAAUUGUAUUAUAAUUUCUUGUUAUAUUAUAAUAUUACUACAUUACCUCUUUAAAACUAGUCAAAAUUUUGAGUAUUCUUCGGGUGGUUUGAAUAGUACAAGAAAGAAUGUGAGUGAGAUCUUGAUGAGUUAACAAUUAUACAGCAAUUUCUAACCAAGGCUAUAUUAGAAUAAUUAUUACUAGUUUUUGGUUCAUUAAAAUUUCAAAAUGUUAUUAAUUUUGGAACUCAACUAUUACUUCUCGUGAAAAAAAUGAGUUUGGUACCUAUUACAUACAUUUCCACAUUUCCAUGUAUUGUCUUGAGCCCAGUAAAGUUACACCGAAAGGGGUCUUAAAAAUUGACAUUUCCAGUUUUGAAAUAUCGGAAUAAUUAUUGGUAUUUGUAAGUCACUUAUAGUAAAUUAAAUUUCACUUAGCCUAUAAGAUAGUGUUGACAUAUGAUAGAUCCCAACCAAUGUAACUACUUUUGUUAGUAUCGGUAAUUCAUAAAAUGUACACCAUUAAAAAAGUUGAUUAUCACUUACAAAAUUAAUUAGGUAGUCUUUCUUCUGCUUUCUUUAAAUAUACUAAAGCUGAAAUGCUGUAACAUUAUCAAAAAUUAAAUAUUUUGGGAGGCAUACAUCAUAUUCUACAUAUACUGUAAAAUACAGUAGAACCAAUUCUAUUCACUAGCUUAUGUUUGAUUGAUUUUGAAAUUAAUUUUUUAGCUGUAAUCAAUUAAGUUAAUAACGUUGCCCUAGUCAGCCAACCACAGCUCAUAAGCUGGGAUAGUGUGGCAUGAGUUUUUCUUGUCAAUUUAGGCUGAGUCUACAAUUAUUCUGUAUUUAAGGUAUUCAUGUACAGAAUACGCUUACACAGUUGGAAAUAAUAAAGUUUUACAUUUUUGGUAUA